Molecule: messenger RNA, 1376 nt
Organism: Helianthus annuus (common sunflower)
Lineage: Eukaryota; Viridiplantae; Streptophyta; Magnoliopsida; Asterales; Asteraceae
Product: GDSL esterase/lipase EXL3-like
Exons: 5
Coding region: 86-1180 (364 amino acids)
Cellular component (GO): extracellular region
Molecular function (GO): hydrolase activity, acting on ester bonds
Source: RefSeq, a predicted model, not a curated record
UCUGAAAAUUUAAACAAUUUUAAGUGCUAAUUAAUACACAAUAAUAUUAACAUUCAGAAGCAUCCUACUCGUACUAAUAAUCAUCAUGGACUUCAUUUUCAUUUCUUCAAACAUUCCUACAACUGUUCUAUUUUGUCUCUGUAUUUAUCUACUAGUUAGUUCUGGUGUAGCAACCUUCAAGAUGCCUGAAAAUGUGACGAUUCCAGCUGUGAUAGCGUUUGGAGAUUCGAUCUUAGAUCAGGGAAAUAACAACUACAUUCCGACAUUCAUAAGGGCAAACUUCCCUCCGUACGGGGUGAACUUUUUGGGUGGAAAAGCAACGGGAAGGUUCUCCAACGCGAAGACGCCUGUAGACUUGAUCGCUGAGAAAAUAAAUGUUAAGGAGUAUGUGCCACCAUACUUGGACCCGUUCAUAGAAGACGAAGAUCUGAUUACUGGUGUAAGCUUUGCCUCAGGAGCCACAGGACUCGAUCCUCUCACAUCAACCAUAAAUAUGGUCAUACCAAUGGUGGAUCAACUGGAAAUGUUCUCAAAUUACAUUAGGAAACUUGAGAUACUCGUGGGCAAAGCCGAAGCGAAUAUUAUUCUGAAUAACAGCUUGUUUUUGGUAGCAACGGGAAGUGAUGAUUUUGUUGAUGAUUACUUCACCUACCCGAUGAGGAAAAUUCAGUAUGAUUUAUCUUCCUACACUAAUUUUCUUGUAGCGGAAGCUUCCACUUUUAUACAGGAAUUGCACAGACUUGGAGCACGAAGGGUGGUUGUUAUGAGUUUACCUCCAGUUGGGUGUAUGCCAACUUCAAUAACUGUUAAUGGAGGCAAAAAUAGAUCGUGUUCAAUAAUGCACAACAAUGCAGCUAAGUACUUCAACAAGAAGCUGUCUGCUGAGCUUCAAUCUCUUAGAUCCGGAAACCCUCCGGUGAAUGUCGUCCUUGCUGACAUUUACACCCCUUUACUUGACAUAGUCAACAAUCCACAAUCCUAUGGGUUUGAGAUUGUGGACAGAGGUUGUUGUGGCACAGGAAAGGUAGAAGUGAGCUGGAUGUGUAAUGCAUUUGACGAUAUGUGCUCAAAUAUCUCUAACUAUCUAUUCUGGGAUAGUUUUCAUCCCACGGAGAAAGGUUAUAGGAUUAUCGUUGAUUAUCUUCUCGAAAGAUAUGCUGAUGAUGUGCUCCGCCUUUGAUUAGCACGCGACUUCAUCACUCGAGUCGUAUGCUUCUCUAAUAUACUUGUUUUCGGGUGGAUACCAAAUUCCACUUUCAUAACUUACGAGUUUCAUACACAGGAUCUCUAUAUAAAAGCUGUAAUAUUUUUUUGGUGUUAACUUAAAGGAGUUUCUUUAUCAUGGUUAUUGUUAGUUGCAUUUUUAGGCAUGUUUU